Molecule: messenger RNA, 1020 nt
Organism: Cicer arietinum (chickpea)
Lineage: Eukaryota; Viridiplantae; Streptophyta; Magnoliopsida; Fabales; Fabaceae
Source: RefSeq, a predicted model, not a curated record
UUGAAUGGACUAUAUCUUCAAGCUUAAAAGUGAAUUAUUAUUAGUAUGGUCUGACAGGUUUAUGAAUUAAUUUUAUUAGGAAAGAAUCAUGAGUUGUUUCAGCUGUUGCGAAGAGGAGGAGUAUCAUAAGGCUGCUGAAAGUGGUGGACCAUAUGUUGUAAAGAAUCCAGCCGUUAAUUUGACUCAUAUAAGUUAGAGGAGUGCAUUAGGGAUGAUCUCUGUCCACUGGAAAUUCUAGAUGAUCUUGAUUGAUGUGUGUUUUAGGCUAUACCUAAACUCAGUGACGAUAAGGUCAGGCAGUGUGUUGAUACAAGACUACGAGGAGAAUACCCACCAAAAGCUGUUGCUAAGGGACCUUAACCCUUUGCAUGAUAUCAUCAAUCAAGAUGACUACAAGGAAAAGUACUUUAAAAGCGUAAUUCCUCUUGGCCUGAAAUAUGCCGAGGUAACUGGUUUAAUAUUUUGUGGAAAAUUACAAGAAAUCAUUUUCCAUGGGGAGGUAGACAAUCUUGAAGCACAGCAUAGAUAUCUGACAUGGAGAGCCGAAAAGGAUCCGAGACAAGGUGUUUUGAAGAAAUUGAUAGGUGACACACUUGCCAAGGAUUUAUUAAGAAGCUUUCUCUUUAAUGGAGUCAACGAACUAGGGAGCAAAAAGUUCCAUGACUAUUUUCCACACUACAACGGCGAGGAAGGAAGUCUAAAUAAGAAAGGUGGUAUUAUUGGAAAGUCUUUUGAAAAUCGACCGUGGGAUGCAAGAGGAGAAUUCCUUGGUCGAUGAAUAUUGUAGCUUUGCUCUCAAACUGUUAUACAAGGCAUGUAGCUGGUAAUAUUUCUUUAUAAGUGGAGAAAUAUAUCACUUUUGUAAAGAUUUUAUGAUCUAAAUAUUGGAGAAAUAUUUUUUUUUAUGAUCUAAUUUCAUUUCAAUAUUGCCACAAGGAUAUCAUACUCAUGUUAGUGCUAUAAUUAAAAUGCUAGGAAUGCAAGUAACAUGCAUUUAAUAGAAUUAGUAAAAUUAAAUUA